ACACUGACUUGCACAACCUUCGCCGGUCGGGCUCAGGGAAAGUUCACCGAAAAUUUAUCGCCUGUCUAGCGGCCUGUGAACGCUUAUUCUCUAUCUACAACGCAUUUAAAAAUGGAGCUUGCCCGAAAGUGCCCAUUUCUAGCUCGAAUGCCGUCGACUUUUAUCCGCAAAGCUCGCGAGUCUGUUUUGCUAUCGUAUGCGGAAACCUGCCCAGUGAUGUCUAAAGUUCUCGACUCGAAUAUGACUCCUAAUGUUCCCAAGAUGAACUUAGACAUGCAAACUACUGGCGCUACAUCGGCGACUGCAAGACAGGACUUUGGGGAAUGCCCAUUCAUGAAAAACAUUGGGACCAACCAGCUUCCCAGCAAGCAUCAGGUUCACCAAAAACUCCCUGAACAUGACCAGCAGAUCAAGGGUGAUGCUGAUGUGAUCAUGGUUGAUGCCCUCAACAAUGUCAAGUCAAUCAGUCUUGGGCUUAACACCCAUGGCAAGAUGGGGUUCUUUGCGGCUCAGCAUCACAUGUCUGGUGGCAGACAUGUGAUGUCAGUACGACCCAUGACCACCCAGGCCUCAGUUGUAGAAAAGAAAAUGCAUCAAGCCCACUUUGAGUAUGAGAAGUUUUUUGAGGGUGAGAUACAGAAGAAGAAAGCAGAUGACACAUAUCGUGUCUUCAAAAAGGUAAACCGUCUGGCCCAAGCAUUCCCCCAUGCGCAGGAGUUCAGUGGUGCCGCAAAUAAGGACAUCUCUGUGUGGUGCAGCAAUGAUUACUUGGGCAUGAGUCGGCACCCCGAGGUCCUCAAGGUGGCAAGAGAGACAAUUGAUGUCCAUGGUGUUGGGGCUGGUGGUACUCGCAAUAUCUCUGGCACAAGUAGCUACCAUGAGCAGCUUGAGAAAGUGCUAGCUCAACUCCACCAGAAGGAAGCAGCACUUCUAUUUACCUCGUGCUAUGUUGCCAAUGACACCACCCUCUACACCUUGGGCAAGCACUUGCCAGGCUGUCUCAUCUUCUCCGAUGCCGGUAACCACGCAUCCAUGAUCCAGGGGAUCCGCAACAGUGGGGCCAAGAAGUUCAUCUUCCGCCAUAACGACCCUGAGCACCUGGGAAAGCUUCUAGCCGCUGCAGACCCUGCUGCUCCAAAGAUUGUGGCAUUUGAGACGGUGCAUUCCAUGACGGGAGAUAUCUCACCAAUCAAGCAGCUAUGUGAUGUUGCGCAUAAGUAUGGAGCACUGACCUUUGUAGAUGAGGUUCACGCUGUAGGACUGUAUGGCCAUCAUGGUGGCGGUGUGGGUGAGCGUGACGGCCUUCUCGCUGACAUGGAUAUCAUCAGUGGUACCCUUGGCAAAGCAUUUGGGGUGAUAGGCGGGUACAUCGCUGGCACUGCCUCGCUUAUUGACACCAUUCGUAGCUAUGGCGCAGGUUUCAUUUUCACCACCGCGCUUCCUCCCAUUACCGUCAAGUCUGCUAUCAAGUCCAUUGAGAUCUUGUCCGGCGACGAAGGGAGAGAUCUCAGGCGGGUCCACCAGUCUGUUGUCGCUAGACUGCGCAAUAAGCUGGUGCAGCGCGGGCUACCUGUGGUGUACGCUCCCUCGCAUAUCAUCCCUAUCCAUGUGGGAGACGCAGGGAAGUGCACACAGGUAUCCAAUGACCUGAUGUCAAAGCACAACAUCUACGCGCAGGCCAUCAACUACCCUACAGUAGCGAAGGGCGAGGAGCGUCUCCGCAUCGCGCCAACCCCCAUGCACACGGAGCCCAUGAUGGAGCACUUUGCAGACGUCUUGACGCAAGUCUGGCUUGACAACGGGUUGGAGCUGCUCAACCAGACGUGCAGUAACUCGUGCGACUGCCAGGAACGAUGCCUCAAGAUAGACGAGCUAGUGUGUAACAAGUACGCCACUCCCGUACAGGCCUAGAACCACACCCAUGGAGCUUGUGUGAUACUGUAAAAAUAUUUAACUUCCAUCAUUCAUACCACCUAGUUAGGUUUUUUUGUUACAGCACACGAUUUCUUUAUCGAAUUCUUUUAUAUCUUUCGAACACUUUUAUUUUCAUUCUCGGAAACCCAAGUUAUUCUGUCUUAUCGCUAAGGAUGUCAGGGACAUGUGACUGGUUUUAUUAGUUGUACUGGUUAUACCUCAUGGCUUUCACCGGUAUGACUGGUUUGACCUGUUUCCUUUCCCUGUAACCCAUUCACUGCAGGUUUGGUUUGUUUUCUGGUACGUGGGGUAGAAGGAUUUCAUUUGAUUUGAGUUUUUCAAAGGAACACACGAGCGUACUUGACAUGUGACUAGAUGCAGACUGAUGCGGCUUGCCAUGGGUCACAGGACUUUCUUGGGGUACCUGUGGUGAAUAAAUCGGUCUUUGUCUCUGCACAGUUAGUGGGUUACCUGUGGUAUCACACAAGCUCCAAUGAUAAGUGAAAUGACAUAAAUGAUCUCGGAUUCUAACAUAACCCAUUCAUUAAAUUGUAAUUGAAAUAAGAUCAAUCUUAUUGAAAAUUAAAUUAUAAAAGCAA
Messenger RNA from Nematostella vectensis (starlet sea anemone), 2513 nucleotides. RefSeq names its product 5-aminolevulinate synthase, non-specific, mitochondrial. The coding region runs from base 112 to 1911 and encodes 599 amino acids. NCBI's taxonomy places the organism in Eukaryota, Metazoa, Cnidaria, Anthozoa, Actiniaria, Edwardsiidae. Gene Ontology annotation, cellular component: mitochondrion; mitochondrial matrix. The transcript has 10 exons. Gene Ontology annotation, molecular function: 5-aminolevulinate synthase activity; pyridoxal phosphate binding. Gene Ontology annotation, biological process: heme biosynthetic process. The record is from RefSeq and is a predicted model, not a curated record.